ACGGAUUUAAAUUUUGCAAUAUUUACGUUUUAAUAUUUGAGGUUAUGUUAUAAGUGGGGGUACUCACACCUAAUUCGAGUUCUUACGUCAAAUUGUCAGUUUUUUCCCGUUUAUCGUCAAGUCGAGUGCUAUAUUUCAAUAAUUAACCAUAAAAAAAUGUUAAAAUGGGAUUCAACGAACUUUGUAAACUAAGUGUAUAAAUAAGAACGAGGUUUUUUUGGAGGUGCAAAAAUGAAGCAAAAACAUUUAGAACAGGAUAAUGUCCAGGGCGCCCUUUUCAAACGUGUCUCAUCGGCGUUCUUCUACGGACUCACUUCGUUUAUGAUAACUGUCAUCAACAAGACGGUUUUAACUUAUUUUAAUUUCCCAUCGUUUCAAAUUUUGGGUCUUGGUCAAAUGUUGGCAACCGUUAUUGUAUUAUACAUUGGGAAAAAGUUAAAAAUCGUUCAAUUUCCCGAUUUGGAACUUGGCACAUUUUGGAAAAUCUGGCCGUUACCAUUAAUUUACAUUGGAAAUAUGAUCUUUGGAUUAGGUGGAACGAAAGAAUUGAGUUUGCCGAUGUUUACCGCUUUAAGAAGAUUUUCUAUUUUAUUGACGAUGAUUGCAGAGUUUUAUAUUUUGGGUAUAAAACCGACGUUUAGUGUACAAUUUAGUGUUUAUACAAUGAUUUUCGGUGCUUUAGUUGCGGCCAGUAAUGAUUUAGCUUUUAAUUUGCAUGGUUACAUUUUCGUUUUAUUAAAUAAUGUAUUUACAGCUGCAAACGGAGUUUAUAUGAAAAAGAAAUUAGAUGCUAAAGAUUUAGGAAAAUCUGGUUUGUUAUAUUAUAAUUCACUUUUUAUGUUAUUUCCUGGUAUUAUUUUCGCUUACACUUCAGGUGAUUUACAUUCAGGGUAUUAUUAUGAAAAAUGGUUAGAUGUAGGAUUUUUAUCUUGCUUUAUUCUAAGUUGUUUUAUGGGCUUUAUAUUAUCUUAUAGUGUAGUUUUAUGUACAUAUUAUAAUUCGGCUCUUACAACAACCAUUAUUGGUUGUCUAAAAAAUAUUUGUGUAACUUAUGUGGGAAUGAUCGCUUGGGGUGACUACAUGUUUUCUUGGAUGAACUUCCAUGGAUUAAAUAUCAGCGUUUUGGGAAGUUUAAUUUAUACUUAUGUUACUUUUAGACGAAAAGAAACUGUUCCUUAUAAACCGUUAAAUGAUAAUCCAAGGAUGGAUGUUGUUUAAACGAAUUAAUUUUUUUGUUUUAUGUGCCAUAAAAUAUUGGUAUUAACUUUAAAUUGAAAAUCUCACAAUGAUUUCAAUGCUUAUUGAUUGUUUCAAUUGUAUAAUGAUAAAGAAUGUAAAUAAUUUAAUCUCAAAAAUAAAUUGUAGAUAAACUAUUUGAGUUGAAUAAUA
Messenger RNA from Onthophagus taurus, 1389 nucleotides. Its product is annotated as UDP-sugar transporter UST74c. Lineage: Eukaryota; Metazoa; Arthropoda; Insecta; Coleoptera; Scarabaeidae. The record is from RefSeq and is a predicted model, not a curated record.